Messenger RNA from Didymodactylos carnosus, 327 nucleotides. The record is from the annotation of a GenBank genome assembly. NCBI's taxonomy places the organism in Eukaryota, Metazoa, Rotifera, Eurotatoria, Philodinida, Philodinidae.
AUGGACCUUAUUGUUGGUAUACCCACGACAGCAGCUGGUUAUCGUGCAAUUAUUGUUUUUAUCGAUCGGCUUACAAAACGAGCUAAUUUUGAAUCAGCUGAAUUUCAGGACACUGCAGUUGAUACAGCGACAAUUUACUUUGAAACAAUAUUUUGUCAUCAUUGUUUACCCAGAAUCAUUAUAAGAACAAAAACUUCAUUAUCAACGGCACUUCACCUACAAACAGAUGGACAAGGUGAAACAUUAAAUAGAACUGUAGAAGAAAUGCUACGACAUUAUUCAGCACAACAACCAGAGAAAUGGGAUGAGACAUUAACACACCAAUAA